Molecule: messenger RNA, 2778 nt
Organism: Apus apus (common swift)
Lineage: Eukaryota; Metazoa; Chordata; Aves; Apodiformes; Apodidae
Product: sestrin-3-like
Exons: 9
Coding region: 96-1442 (448 amino acids)
Biological process (GO): cellular response to L-leucine; regulation of response to reactive oxygen species; cellular response to leucine starvation
Cellular component (GO): nucleus
Molecular function (GO): L-leucine binding; oxidoreductase activity, acting on peroxide as acceptor
Source: RefSeq, a predicted model, not a curated record
CGGCUCAGCGCUGCCGGCAGCCGGGACGGGGCUGGAGGGGCGGGCAGCACCGACGCCGGUCGCCGGUACCGGGCACGGCGCGGCGUGAGCUCACCAUGAUCGUGUGUCCCCAGAGCGCAGAGCACCCCCGAGGAAGCCGGUGUCAGCGGCUGCCGGGGCAGGUAGUGAAGAUGUCUGGCAGCGACCCUGAGCGCCCCCAGCUCCUCUUUGUGAAGGUGCUGGCGAGCUGGGGGCGGCUGGAGGCGGUGACCCAGCAGAUGGGUUACCACCCGCAGUACCUGGACAGCUUCCUCAAGAUGCAGCACUACCUGAUGCACAUGGACGGCCCGCUGCCCUUCGACUGCCGACACUACAUCGCCAUCAUGGCAGCUGCCCGGCACCAGUGCCGGUACCUGGUGAACCUGCACGUGCUGCAGUUCCUGCGGGCGGGGGGCGAUCCCCAGUGGCUACGUGGCCUCGACUUCAUUCCCCCCAAACUCCGCAACCUCAACGAGAUCAACAAGAUCCUGGCGCACCGGCCGUGGCUCAUCACCAAGGAGCACAUUGAGAAGCUGCUGAAAAUUAGUGAGUGGAGCUGGUCCCUGGCGGAGCUGGUGCACGCCGUUGUCCUCCUGGCGCACUGCCACGCGCUCGCCAGCUUCGUCUUCGGCUGUGGCUGCGAGCAGGACGAGGGGCUGGGGGGCCGAGGCUUGAUGAAGCCCUUGUCACCCGGGAACCAGUGCUUCUGCGAAGCCACCGCUGGCAACGGCUGCAGCCAGGAGCUGCUGCGCAUCAACCGCAAGCGGUCCCUGGACUCCUGCAUGGAGCUGGAUUCCCUCCGGGAACGCAUGCAGCGGAUCCAUGUGGAGACUGAGGGCAGGGAGGAGACGUGGCUGCUGCAGCAGGACCGAGAGGAAGAUGCUGACAGGGAAGUCACUGGUGCCACCAACCUUGCAUGCUACAUGCAGGAUCCUGACUUUGGAUACCAGGACUUUGCCCGGCGCGAUGAGGACCAGGCGCAGGUAUUCAGAGCCCAGGAUUACUCCUGGGAAGACCAUGGCUUCUCACUGGUCAACCGGCUCUACUCUGACAUUGGGCAUCUCCUGGAUGAGAAGUUUCGGAUGGUGGAUGGUCUGCAAAGCAGUGCCAUGGCCAAGAGGCAGGGCUGUGAGCCCUCUGUCUUCAAGCGGGGCAUCUGGAACUACAUCCACUGCAUGUUUGGCAUUAGGUACGAUGACUACGAUUAUGCAGAAGUGAAUCACCUCCUGGAGCGAAUGCUCAAAGUUUACAUUAAAACUGUAACCUGCUACCCAGAGAAGACAAACCCAGAAAUGUUUGACAGGUUCUGGAAGCAGUUCAAGCACAGUGAAAAGGUCCACGUGAACCUGCUUAUCCUGGAAGCCCGGAUGCAGGCAGAGCUGCUGUAUGCACUGCAGGCCAUCACCCAGUACAUGAUCUCCUAGACAGUGGGGACCUGCACUGCAGCAGGGCUGGGCAGCAGCCUCUCUCCCUGGACUCAUGUGUGACCUGUCAUGCUGGGACAGAUGGCAAGGGAUUACUCCAUUUAGUUUACUUGACUGUCUUAUUCCCUUUUUUUUUUUUUUUUUUUAACUCCCUCCCCUUGUGGGGCUUGGUGAGCAGCCCUGUUAUGUGCAAUUACCAAACUGUGAGGCAAGUCCGUGCUGCUGAGAUGUCAGUGUGAUGAUGCUGGAGACUUGAACAUGUCCAAGGUGGACUGCCAAAGACAUAGGGUGAGAGGGACAUGGGAGGGGACUGUGGCUGGUUUGGAAGGGUGCUCCCUGUGACUAGAAUCUCCUUGCCCAGGCGCUGCAGGAGCCUAAGCUGGCACAGGGAGGGCAGGGCAGAGCUGGCUUCCUUCCCUGUGCUGCAGUGGCUGCCCUGCUUGCAAGCUGCCCUGCAGCACCUGGCCUUGUUUGGGUGCUGCAUCUCACCUGGGACCAGCCCAGGCAGCUCAUGGGUGCGUUGCAAUGUCCUGAGUUGUGUGGUCAUGCAGGAUAUCACUGGGUCCAAGUGAGGGCCCUUUCCCAGCCUGGGAUGGGAAGGGGGAAGCACUUGCUGCCUAUGUCUCCCAUCCUUUAGGUCUAUGUGCCAAACCCUCCUGGGAUGGACAAGUGAUGACCCAGGUGAACUCCAAACUGUGAAGCUCUUGAUGGCAAAGUGCCCUACUCUCUGACAGAAGGGUGAGAAGGUGUCUAACAGUGUUCAGGCUCUGGAGGUUUCUGCAGGACAGCAGUCCUCAGGGAGCUUGCCCCAAAGCCCCUCCUCUGCCUCCAAUCAGCAGAGGGGCAGGAGGAACAACAGAGGCUUCCUAAGUUAACAUGGCUUGUAUCUUCUCACCACCGUGAAAGGUCUGAGGCCAUGUGCCCAGGCACUUGCUGCUUAAUAGUAUGGUGGAGGAGACUCUGAGAAGCUUGUCUUUGACCCUGGGCUGGGGACUCCCCAUUUGAACAGGCAGCACAUGCACCAAGCCUUGCCCAUCUGCCCAGAGAGCAGGAGCACACACCACUGCUUCCCCCAGUCCCAGGGCUGCUCCCUACCUGUGCUACAGCCCCUGGCUGGGGAGGUGAUCUGUGCAGGCUCCAGAGAACAGCCAUGAAAGGGGACUGAGGCCAUCCCAUGGUAAGUGGGAGCCUGAAGCAAGGGCAGCUGUUGAGUCGGCCCAGCACACGCUGCUUCAGUCGACCUGUUUACUGCGUAAAUGUACGGGGAGAAAACCUUGUGUAUGGAAGCUACAGAAAAAGCCUAUUUUUGCUAUAAAUAUAUUAUGUUUGACAUGGA